CCAUCAUGGACCUGCACAGCGCGGCGCUGACGUCCAUGGGCAGGUACUGGCUGGGCACCGCCAGGGUCGGCGAGAGCAGCCCGGCCAAGCCGGCGCGGCACGGCCGCGGCGCGCCCGGCCGCGGGUCUCCGCCCCUCGAAGUGUAGGCGGGCACUGCCCUGCGCGUGGCUUGGGACGUGCUCCUGGGACACGCUGGUCUAUCCGCGCUGUGAGCGGCGCGUCGCGAAGGGCGCCAACUGCCUCCCAACACCGGCCACACCGAUCCUGGGACCAGGAUCGGCAAGGUCACGAUCAUGUGAGGUGUAUGGUAGUCGUCCUCCAGUUGAGCGUGGACCGGGUCGUGCUCCGCGCUGUGGGCUCGCGGCGAGUCGGGGAUGUUGGGUCGUUGCGCUCCGUUGUUCGGAUGUGUCUUAGACCUCGUGCCCUCGUCAAGAAGCGCGGGGAGCGACCAGGCUUCGGUUCGGAGCUGGUACGUAACCAUCACCCUGCGCAUUUCGAGAUCUGA
This is a messenger RNA of Prorocentrum cordatum, 505 nucleotides long. The record is from the annotation of a GenBank genome assembly. Lineage: Eukaryota; Dinophyceae; Prorocentrales; Prorocentraceae.